AAGGAAUUAAGUAAACCAUAAAAAGAAAAGAGAAGUCCUCGUUGGUGUUUGUAAGAGCAUAUAAAUAACAUAGUCCUCCUCCUUUGUUUUUCCACAUCACAUCACAUUGCAGAGAGAGAGAGAUCCAUCGAUCAAUUAAUUUCCAAUGGCCGAUCAGCUCACCGACGAACAGAUCUCUGAGUUCAAGGAAGCCUUUAGCCUCUUCGACAAGGACGGCGAUGGUUGUAUUACCACCAAGGAACUUGGGACUGUGAUGCGGUCGCUUGGGCAGAACCCAACUGAGGCUGAGCUGCAGGACAUGAUAAAUGAGGUUGAUGCUGAUGGGAAUGGUACCAUUGAUUUCCCAGAAUUCCUCAAUCUCAUGGCGCGCAAGAUGAAAGACACUGAUUCAGAGGAAGAGCUGAAGGAGGCUUUCCGUGUGUUUGACAAGGAUCAGAAUGGUUUCAUCUCUGCAGCAGAGCUCCGCCACGUAAUGACCAAUCUCGGUGAGAAGCUGACCGAUGAGGAAGUCGACGAGAUGAUUCGUGAGGCUGAUGUUGAUGGUGAUGGGCAGAUCAACUACGAGGAGUUUGUCAAAGUCAUGAUGGCCAAGUGAGGACCAAUCAACCAUAACAAAAACAUUUGAAAGCACAUGAACAGAAAAGGGACAGGGCAGAUAAGUUUUGAUGAAAAUUCUAUUUUCAUUAGGACAAUCUUCAUUUGGGGUCAUUAGUUUUUGUUGGUCGGAUUUGUGUUUGCUUUUAUUUAUUGGUAUUGCUCAUUAGUAUUUUCUACUUGUUUGCUCUGUCCCUUGUUUUAGUAGCUUGGAUUAGCUGUGUCUCACCAUGCAUUUGUACUUCACUUUUCAUGUUUUUUGGGUUACUACUAUGAAACUGGAACAAUUGGUUGCAAUUAGUGCUUUUACAUAUGGGUGACUUAUACUGUUAAAACCGUCUUUUAUGCUA
This is a messenger RNA of Glycine soja, 944 nucleotides long. Its product is annotated as calmodulin. The coding region runs from base 146 to 595 and encodes 149 amino acids. Gene Ontology annotation, molecular function: calcium ion binding; enzyme regulator activity. NCBI's taxonomy places the organism in Eukaryota, Viridiplantae, Streptophyta, Magnoliopsida, Fabales, Fabaceae. The transcript is spliced from 2 exons. The record is from RefSeq and is a predicted model, not a curated record.